CUGGCACAACCACCAGGUUGUAGACUUUGAUAGAAUCCGGCAGCACCGUUCCCUCAAAAAAAGCACGAAGAAAGUCAGCAAAGUCGCAAAAAGAAUUUCAGCAACUCAUAAUUUCGUAUACGAGUUUAAUCCUCUUGCGAAGUCCACGUCGACGUCCAAUGAUGCGACCAAAAAAAAGGGGGCGCAAUAUAUUUCUAAUAUCGGUCAAGGAGAUUCACCUAUAAGAUCCACGAGCAAUAAAAAUGGUAACAAUGAAUCCCUUGCAGCUGCACUGCCAAAGUUGCAUUCUCGCAAUGACACUACGUUAGAUAAUUUAGGAAAGCAAAAAAGUAUAACAUCUAACAAUAAAAACACCAAUCUACCUCGUAUAAAAGGACCGGAAGGAAUGUCCGAUCAGCGGUUGGUCAAAGAUCGAGGAAAACUUAACCCGGUUAGCGAAAUCGAUCGUGAGGUGGAAAAAGUGAAGUCGGAUUGGCAAAUAUUACGAUCCAACAACGAAUGGAUGCAAAGUAAAUAUUUGGCGAACCCUCGAACCAGAAAAUUAUACGAUACCUUGGAGAAGAUGACACGAGAAAUAGAUAAGAUCCAAACCUCCUAUUUAGACCCAAAAUCAAAUCACUAUUUGCAGCGAGGAGCGGCUAAGACAUUGGAUGCUCCUGAAAUAUCAUUUGAAAAGAAAGCUGGACAAAUUAAAGACAUGCUAUUCCCCAAAGAUAAUAAGAAAACGAUUAACGAAACAAGAAACACCAUACAGGGUGAAAUGCCAUCAAAAGAAAUAUUUACGAACAAACUAUCCAGAAGUAGGUCUCUUCUUUCAAGCAAGCGAAACAGUAGUAAUAAAUCAAAUUUUAACAAACAAAAGAUUAAUGCGACUGAUCAAAAGAGUUUAAGAAAGAUGGGUUCGGAUAUCCAGCAAUAUUUGGAGAAUUACAUUAGUGACACAGAAAAAAAUUUUGUGAACCAACAAGAGUCGAAUAUCAAAGAGUUUAAUACAUCCCAGGAUGAAGUAGAGAAGAUGUUAAAGAAAUUAAAUAUUCAAUCUUUCGAUAUGUAUGAUAUCGCAGAUUCUCAUGAUGAAGAUGAAGAUUCUCCUCUUCGAAAUAUAAAAAGAAAGAAAAAUACAGGAACUUCUGCAAGAUCGGCCGUGAAUGAGAAAAUUGAAAAAUUGACAGCAAAUGAAAACACAGUUGCAAAAAAUUCAUCAUUAAAGGAAGAUUCGAUGAGAUAUAUGUUAAAUGCUAACACUUCGGUUCAAACAAGUAGCAAAUCUAAUUGUAAUAACAAUGCUUUCAUCGAAAUGGGGUUGAGCGCUUUGAACAAUAAUCUACCCCAAGAUGCAUUGUCGCGUAUACUUCGGUCAGAAUAUUUGAAAAAAGAUAUGUCAUUGAAACCUAUGUAAAAUUAUGCACAAUAAAAAUGAAUAAAAUUCAAAUAUAAAAUUUAAAACUGAAUUUUGUACGUGCAUUUUGGUACUGAAGGUAAAAGGAAAUGUAAAGACUUAAAACGAUAUAAAAAACAUAUCUUUCUCAUUUAUUAUAAUAUAUAUUGUUUACUUACUUGUAAAUAAUAUUUUUUUAUAUUGCAGGUGCUUCGAAGACAUUUAAUCGUAGUACGUGUGUGAAAGUUAAAUUUCUUUCUUUCUUUUAUAUACAGUCUUAUGUUAUACAGCAGUGAUGGGCAGUUUAAGUGCCCGCCGAAAAGCUGACGGGCAUCGUCGUGCAUGGAAAUCCACAAAAGUUUAAAAUUUUCAAAUUCAGAAAUUUGGUAAUUUGAUAAUUUGAAAUUUGGUAAUUUAAAAAUUUAGAAAUAAAAAAUAAUUGAACUUUGAAAUGUAAAAAUUUGAUAGUUUGAAAAAUUUAGAAAUAUAGAAAUACCAAAUCUUCAAAUUUUCAAAUUGAGAAAUUGACUAUCCUCAGCGUCCCACAAGUAGACCUCACUUGCACGGUAAUGCACCGCGCUCUCGCAGGCGUAACUGCCCAUCGAUGUUAUACAGAAUAUACAAUUAUUCUCUAUUAAAAAGAAUGAGAAUAUCUUGUUUACAUAUUCAAACAUAUCACAAAGUAUUUUUCACAAACUAUCAUUAAAACAUGUACAAACUGAAAGGAAAGCUAUAUAUUACACUCGGUAAUAAAACUGUUUAACCAAUUCCACUGUACGCACAAAAUUAUGGCACUAUCCACAUAACAGGGGAUUCAUGUUAAGUUGACAUAACUAUAAACUGAAUGAUAAGAAUGUUAAAUUUUUUCCAGUACAUAAGUCCAAUAUAUUUUGAUAUGUCUUCAACUAACCAAUGUGUGACGUAUAAAUGUGCCAUAUUGGUGCCUUACAGAGGAUUAAAAUUUUCUUGAGAAAUCGUGUAUAAUAAACACGAUCGAAGGUACAUGGUCGUAGCAAGUUU
Molecule: messenger RNA, 2398 nt
Organism: Megachile rotundata (alfalfa leafcutting bee)
Lineage: Eukaryota; Metazoa; Arthropoda; Insecta; Hymenoptera; Megachilidae
Source: RefSeq, a predicted model, not a curated record